Molecule: messenger RNA, 807 nt
Organism: Clonostachys solani
Lineage: Eukaryota; Fungi; Ascomycota; Sordariomycetes; Hypocreales; Bionectriaceae
Source: the annotation of a GenBank genome assembly
AUGGAUGCAACCCAUCCAAAGUCAAUUUUGGAGUUGCUCACCCAUCCGAAUCCAGCAACAAUCCAUAGGAACCUUCAAAGCGGUGGUAAUACGUCGCAUCAAGACUGGUAUAUCCCAAAGCGCAUUAUAAAGUGGACUGACUUCCAGGACCUUCAAAUCUUGAAGCAGUCUUUCAACGGCCGGCUAUACGAGGAAGCCUGCCGUGAACGGGAAGGCUUUCGAUGCUUCCCUGAGAUAUUUGAUGAGGAGAAGAUCAUUUUAAGUGAGACAGAAGUCAGAGACUUGAUUGUACGAUGGGUUAAAGCCAAUGCUUUAGCUGGCCACAAACCUAUCGCAGAGGAGUUUCAUCCACUGCUCUGGGCCAAAGGGGACCGACCGGACGCGAAGAAUGCCAUGCCCCCUUUGUCACCGCCAAAACCUAAAAGGGUUAUGCAAGAGCGACGAGUUAGUAUGGAAGCCAAAAGGCGUAGGACCGGUCAUGGCCGCGUUGGCAUUCCGGACUCAGUGGGCAGCACAGAUUUCAAGGGUCCUUCCGCGAUAAAUAGAGAAAUAUCGAGAGGAUCUAAUGGCAUUGCUCGCCAGGAGGUGGAAGAGCGUGAGGAAGGUGAGGUGGACGAAAAUGGGGAUGGCGUGGGGGUUGUUUCUGGCUCUAACGACUCUGAGGGGACUAUUUCUGGCUCUGAAACCUCUAAGGGGACUGGUGCUGGCUCUGAAGACCUCGAUACGACCGAGCUUGAUCCCACGGUCUCCGGAACAAAGCUUAAAAGUAGUCAAAGGAGGACGAAGAAGAGGAAGCACAAGAGAUAA